CCUCCUCCUCCUCCUCUGCAUCAGCACGUACUCUAUCAUCUGCCCGCAUUGCCUAUAUCGAUCGAUCAAGGAUGAGGAAGCCGGCCGAUGCCCUGACGGCGGGCUGUGACCUUAUGACAGGCGGUAUUGGUGGCAGUAACCACAGCAACAGUUGCAAGCUGAGGAAAGGGCUGUGGUCGCCGGAGGAGGACGACAAGCUGAUGAACUACAUGAUGAGGAACGGGCAAGGGUGUUGGAGCGACGUCGCCAGGAAUGCUGGCUUGCAGCGAUGCGGGAAGAGCUGCCGACUCCGGUGGAUCAACUACUUGCGCCCGGAUCUCAAGCGCGGCGCCUUCUCCGUCCAAGAGGAGGAGCUCAUUCUUCACCUUCAUUCCAUCCUCGGCAACAGGUGGUCUCAAAUUGCAGCUCGACUACCCGGCCGCACCGACAACGAGAUCAAGAACUUUUGGAACUCCACCAUCAAAAAGAGACUAAAGAUCUCAUCCUCUGCAUUCUCAGACAACAUUGGGUCAGAGCAGAAGAGUACUAAACUAGAGACCACGAUCGACGAGCAUGAGCAGCAAAAUCAGAGCAUGUGCUUCGACUCGUCGUCGUCUUCGUCCUCGUCGUUGCAGGGCAAUCUGCCGUCUAAUGUCAGCCACUAUGAUCUACUCCCUCUCCCUGAGUUCAGUUGGUGCAAUGCGCCGGGCAGGAUGGAUCACGGCUCCUACUUCCAUGAAGGCCCGACUAGCGUGGCUCAUCAAGUGGCCAUGGCCUGUGGGGCAUAUGGUGGAGUGCAAGGGAUGAUGGAGAUAGAGGAAGGAGCAGGAGAAGGGCUCAUGUCAGGACGUGAAGAUCUGUUCGUGCCUGACAGCGGCCAAGAUCGUCAGGACAAGUACAGCAUGGAUGAUGGGAGUGGAAGAAAUUAUGUGGUGAGCAGUGGCGACAUGAUCAGUAGCCAUGUCGAAGGAGGUGGAUUGGUGGUCAAUUGGGAGGGUGGAGAAAACAACGUUAGAGUGGGGGAGUGGGAGUUGGAGGACUUGAUGAGAGAGGUCCCUUUUCCUUUCCUUGAUUUCCAAGCUGAAUGAUAUGGAGUCAAAUUAUACACACCCCACACGUGUGUCGUCUAGCUCUUUUAAUUUCUCUCUGCCCGGUGCAAAUUCUUCCAUAACUGUAGUCAUUUGAAAAUUAAGCUCAUUUUUACUCCUACACCAAUUGUAUAACACUGUAUACAAAUGAAGUUAUGCAGAUGAGUUCAUGGCGUCGAGUGAUCGAAUUAAAGAGG
Messenger RNA from Zingiber officinale, 1264 nucleotides. Its product is annotated as transcription factor MYB83-like. The coding region runs from base 72 to 1067 and encodes 331 amino acids. NCBI's taxonomy places the organism in Eukaryota, Viridiplantae, Streptophyta, Magnoliopsida, Zingiberales, Zingiberaceae. The transcript has 2 exons. The record is from RefSeq and is a predicted model, not a curated record.